UGAAACUUAACUGAUGGUCGUGCAGGUUAUCGCAUGUUAAAUCUCUCUGCGUGAAGCCUCAGUCUCCUUUGUGUUUGUGUGGUGUCACUCCUCACGUGUGUGAUGUGUAGUUUCCCUCAUCGCGCGCGUGUGUGUGUGUGCGUUUGUUUUCUCUGCCGCUGGUUUUCAAAGUGAAAGUUUACAGCCGGAACUCGUCAGAUCAUCGAAUCCGCUACUCGGCUGAAGCCGAACAUCUGGAAGAAGAAGGUCCAACAAUGUGAAAAUGCCCACGCUCUCAUUUGAAGGACCCCAGUAUGAAUUCUGAGCUCGUAGAGGUUUUCAGAGAGAAACUGGACACCCUCAAAGUCUCAGGUAAAGGACAUUACAUGACACCACGUGUGUAUCAGAGUUUAAUGAUGACUGUUGUGUCUUUAGAUCACCACGGCCUCCGUAGUCCAGGUCUGACCUGUUAUCUGAACACUGUGCUCCAGCUGCUUUUCAUGACGGAAGACUUCCGGGCCUCGAUCCAACGGUGCUGCACCAAAGACUCAACAACCAUUGAUGCACUGCUGAAGAAACUGUUUGAUGACCUGGAGAGAGGUUUGGCUCACACACAUCGUCUUGCAAGAAAGCUGGGGAUCAUAAACGUGUACGAACAACGUGACGCUGCUGAGUACUUUGAGAAGAUCCUGUGUCUGACCAGCCCGGAGGCGUCCAAGAUAUUCAAGGGCGAGCUGAAUCAUAAAACUACAUGUGGCGGGUGUAAGACAGAGAGCGACUCCAGGGGCUUCUUCUGGAUUCUGCCUCUCCCGAUGGAAGAUUCAAGCCGUCAUACCUACACUGUGGAGCGAGGGUUGAAGGCGUUCUUCAGGAAAGACAAAGUCUACGGGGAAAACAGGAUGUACUGCACUGAGUGCGAUCAGAAGCACGACGCAGACCUCGAAUGUGAGAUGACACAAAACCCCGAGAUUCUCACGCUGCUGCUGAAGAGAUUUACCUUCGACUACAAGUGCAGACACUACGUGAAGCUUCGCUGCCAAGUGGAGGUUCCUCAAACUUUGCACAUGAAGGACUCUAAAUAUGACCUUUACGCUUUAGUUCACCACUUUGGGAAUAUCAGCGGAGGUCAUUAUACUGCAGAGAUCAAGUCUUUUGAAACUGGGGCGUGGUAUCGCUUCAAUGACGACAUUGUUCGCAAGGUCGAACCUCUCUUUGGGUUUGGAAACGGCUCAUUGAGGUCAGAUACAGCGUAUCUUCUCCUGUACAGGAAAGAUGUCGAGGCUGAAAGACGACAGGACGAGGCAGAGCGAGGAGAGGCUCCCGGUCCUCAUCAUAUACUGAGGGAUGAAAGUGGCUGCGGGGGGGCAAACAUGAAUCACUUGAAGAGGAGCUGCAGUGGCGACGACUCUCCUCAGGAACUGGAACAGCAGCCAAACCAGGGUGAGGCGAGUUGGAGACGACACAAAGACACUGAAGUAGACGGAGACAUGCUGCUGACAGUAAAGACACGUUUUUCAAAGUCCCAAAAAGGUGGAGGUUUUGAAACAAACAAACGGCAUUUAAAAACCACCUCGGAGCACAUCAGAACACACUCUGUCGACAGCACGUCUGAACAAACCCACAGUUACCAGAAUAAGAGACUACAGCAAGAUGAUAUUACCUGGGACAAGACUGGCAGCAGCCCCAGAGUAGAACCGUCAGAAAGUAAACCUGUGAAAAAUAAAAGAGAGGUAGCAGCACAGAGAAACUUAGAAAGAAAAAGUCCUUUAAAGCCAUGUCAAGUUUCCCCCGUUCACUGCAGUUACUGCAGAGUGAAUGAACCCGCUGCAUGUGGCUCCUCACCCCCCCUCAGGAGACAAUCAGGCAACGUAAAGAGAAAAGAAGGUGAAGGAUGGAAACUGGAGGCCACGCAAACUGGGACGGACGGAGCAAAGAUGGCACGUGAGAGGAAGAGAGAACGCACGAAAAAGAGCCAGGAGACAAUAAAACAGAAGCCGUGGAGGUGACUAGAUAACAAGGAAUUAGAGGCAGAGCAGAGGAGGCGAGCGGUUCACUGAGACAUCUGCAAGAAUGAGCAGAAUCUACCAGGUCGUGGUUCACGGUCCAAGGGGCGAGCGGGUUAACAUCGACCUGUGUAAGACGGAGCAGCAGAUGCAGAGCAUGACGGUGCUGCAGCUGAAGGAGAAGAUUCAGGAGAAACUUCCCCAGUACGAAGAAGAUGAGGAUCUGCGGCUGGUCUUCUCAAACAAGCAGUUGGAUGGAGAUAAGCUGCUCUCUGAAUAUGGAAUCCAACAUUUGUCCAUGAUCGAGAUUCGGAAGGGGCAAGAUGUACAACUAUCACAGUGCCAUAUCUUGUGAAUAAAUGCAUUAAUGCAUGUGUCUUUUCCAAUUUUCUUUAAUUAAGGAAAUUAUUUACAACCAUUUCCUUGGAACUCAGUGUGUCCCCUAUGCUGUGUUCAGGUUGUGCAUGGUAAAGACGACACUGGGACACUCACCUCUUUGAUUUCACAGUAUUCUUCGGCAGCCAGGCGGGCCAUCUUCUCUUCGAAGUACGCCAUCUCUUCAGUGGAAUUAGAGGCAGAGCAGAGGAGGCGAGCGGUUCACUGAGACAUCUGCAAAAAUGGGCAAUUACCAGGUCGUGGUUCACGGUCUUGUGGGCGAGAAGGAGACCAUCGACUUGUGCGGAACGUAUGAGGAGAUGCAGAGGAUGACGGUUCUGCAGCUGAAGGAGAAGAUUGUGGAGAAACUUCCCCAGUACGCAGCAUGGAAGGAUAUGAGACUGAUCUUCAGUAACAAGGAGUUGGACGGAGACUAUACGCUGCUCUCUGAAUAUGGAAUCCAGCACGAGUCUGAGAUCCGGAUUGUGAGGGCUUGUGUUUCAGGAGCAGCGAGACCCCCCUCUCCUUCCUGUGUACCUUUGUAGAACCUUUCUUCUAAUAACCCUUAUAGCGAUGUUCCCAAGUUGCCUUGAAAUAUGUUUGAAAGUUGCUGUUGCACGAAAUAAAACCGUCUAAUGUCUCA
This is a messenger RNA of Platichthys flesus (European flounder), 3000 nucleotides long. Its product is annotated as ubiquitin carboxyl-terminal hydrolase 47-like. The transcript is spliced from 16 exons. Gene Ontology annotation, molecular function: cysteine-type deubiquitinase activity; cysteine-type endopeptidase activity. Gene Ontology annotation, biological process: protein deubiquitination. Bases 294 to 1985 code for a protein of 563 amino acids. Gene Ontology annotation, cellular component: cytosol; nucleus. NCBI's taxonomy places the organism in Eukaryota, Metazoa, Chordata, Actinopteri, Pleuronectiformes, Pleuronectidae. The record is from RefSeq and is a predicted model, not a curated record.